This is a messenger RNA of Notolabrus celidotus (New Zealand spotty), 9019 nucleotides long. It is a transcript of the gene utp20, whose product is annotated as UTP20 small subunit processome component. The coding region runs from base 145 to 8604 and encodes 2819 amino acids. The transcript has 61 exons. The record is from RefSeq and is a predicted model, not a curated record. Gene Ontology annotation, cellular component: small-subunit processome; nucleolus; 90S preribosome. Lineage: Eukaryota; Metazoa; Chordata; Actinopteri; Labriformes; Labridae.
AUUCAGUAUGGCGGCGCCCUGGUGUCGGCGUGUGUGUAAACAGUUGUAGCCGAGAGACCAAACUUAAGUGUAGUUUGAUGAAUAAUCUGAGCCGCAACACAAUCUUUGGAAUCCAGCUGAUACCCAAACACACACGGAGGCAACAUGAAGAUUAAAUCCAAGUCUUCGUAUCACAAAUCUGAGAACACGUUCAGGUUUCUCACAUUUGCAGAAAGACUUGCAAAUGUCAACAUCAAUGUCAUCCAUCGCAUAGACAGAACAGGAGCUCAUGCAGAGGAAGUAGAAACAUACUUCUCUGAAGGUCUGACAAAAUGGAGAGACCUCAACUUGACAGAGCAUUUCACUACAUUUCUGAAGGAGGUGUCCAAUAAGAGCCAGUCUUUCAACAUGCUGGUUUUCCAUCAGACAACAAUAGUGGAAACUCUAAAAACACACCUCGGUGUGAAGAACAGUCUUGCCUAUCAGCCACUUCUGGACCUCGUGGUGCAGCUGGCCAGAGACCUGCAGACAGACUUCUACCCACACUUCCCAGACUUCUUCAUUUUGAUCACGUCCCUACUGGACACCAAGGACACAGAGGUCCUGGAGUGGGCGUUCACCUGUCUCUCUUACCUCUACAAGUACCUGUGGAAGGUUAUGGUUAAGGACAUGACCAAAAUAUACGGUUUAUACAGCACACUCUUGGCACACAAGAAAGAGCACAUCCGCAAAUUUGCAGCAGAGAGCUUCUCUUUCUUGAUGAGAAAGGUUCCAGAUCUUGAUGCUCUUCUAAGUCUGAUGUUCUCAGAUCUGGAGCAGCACCCAGACAAGGCAGAGGGAGCAGGUCAACUACUCUUUGAAAUGUGCAAGGGAGUCCGACAGAUGUUCCACUCCUGCGCUGGAAAUGCUCUCCCUGUUGCUUUCCGUAAGCUUGGAACCUCCACAAACCCAGGAGCCUCUCUGCCCUGGGACACUGUCAGGGAUGCUCUGGAUCACAUGAUCCAGGCUGCUGCCAAUCACAUCGACAGAGAUCACUUCCUUGUUAUGUGGGAGUCCUUGCAGGCCAGUGUGGUGGAGGUCCUGGGAAUCAUGGAAGCGAAAGGAAAGGAAGCAGAUCAGCUGGAGAGGCUGCUGUUCAUUCUCAACACUCUUGUGUCCCAUAAGGACGGAGCAAAGAUCACAAAACCGGAGGCUGUGUGCCAGAUGGUGUUGCAGCUGAUUCAGAGCUCGUCUCUGUCAGAUUCUUGUUCCCGUCUGCUCCUCCAGACCACGUCAUCCCUGCUCCUCGGGGAGAACAUCACCCUGCCCAAAGCACUCAUCCAGGACACCGUACAGAAGGUGUUCGGCAGCACAAUGGGGCAAGAUCUGAUACUGGAGUUUACAAAGGAGAUGUUCACCAUGAAGCAGUUUGAACAGCUCUUCCUCCCAAGCCUGUUACGCUUCACGACUGGGUUAUUCGCAUGUGGAGAUCCCCUGUCUCGCCACUGUGGCCUGGAUGUGCUCGUCAACCUAAUCCUUGCCAAAGCUCCGCCCCCGACCGAUGGCUCCAUGGCCUUUGAGACCUACCCGCUGCUGUUCACCGGACAGACGAUGGGAGUGUUCAACAGUAAUCAAACCUGCAGCACAUCAGAGCAGCCUGCUGUGCCAGAGCUGGUGCUGUCGCUGAUCCAACUUCCUGAGGAGCCGGACCAGUCCAUCACAGACCUGUCACGGCCCUGGGCUGCACUGGUGCUUCUGCCACACCUCAGGCCUCUGUCGUCUGCUAGCAUCAUCCCUGCUGUGACUGCAUUCUUAAACCAUCUACUGAGUGAUAUUGAGUCUGAGAAACUGGCGAAAGCUGGUCUCUUUGUCGCCAGCCAGGCCCUGAGCUGCCUCCUCACCCUGGACGGCUCUGCUCAGCCGCUCUUACUGCUCACCGUGGACAAGAUCAACUCCAUGCUGCGGAAGUUUCCCUCAGACCUUUCUGCCCUGCUGCUCGGGGACCUGUACUACACUCGCCUGUCACUCAGUGGAGUCUCAGAGCACCUUUCACACAGUGCUCUGCUGGACCUCUACCAGAUCCUAAAUGCUAACCUGUCAUCCAACAUCUCAAAGAUCCGCCUCCUGACUCUGAGGAUCCUCUCUCACUUUGAAGCAGAGCUCCCUCCUCUUGCAGAGGGUGAGGAGAACUUGGAGGUGCAGCCGGUGUUUGCAGUGUGCCUGCAGGCUGAGCUGGUGCCAGCUUCCGUUCAGGACUACAGAGAAAAACUGCUUCACCUGCGUAAGCUGAGACACGACCUGGUGCAGCGCAGUCUGCCGCUGGGGCCUGCUGCCACCUUUCAGCAGGUUCCUCUGCGUUACCUUAUUGCAAUGCUGUUCAUCAACUUCAGGCCUCUGUGGGACCCGGUCAUUGAACUUCUCGUGACUCAUGCCAGAGGGAUGGACAACAAAGACUUCUGGAAGGUUUUCCAUGAACAUCUGGAGAUGGUGGCCGGACUGGCCGAGAAAGAGUUGCAGGAGAGUGAAGAAGAUGAUGAAGAGGAAGAGUCGGGGCUUCAGGGAGAGCCUGGCUGUGAUGUGAUUGAAAGUGGCGAUGUCGGGGUUCUGUUCCUCGAGCAGGUGAAGCUGACCUCCAACCCCAACGAGAGGACCGACUUCACCAACUUCCGCAACCUGCUUUGGCGCUCCAUGGUGCAGUUCCCUGAACGAGUGGAACCACGCAGCCGAGAGCUGAGCCCCCUGCUGCUGCGCUUCAUCAAGAACGAGUUUUACUCUACCGACCUGCUGGUGGCUCCUACUCAGGACUUGAAGAAGAGAAACGAUGCCAACUUGGAGGAGUCUGGGAUGGCUGUGGAGGAAGAUGAGGAUAAAGAAGAGGAAGAACAGGAGGAGGAGGAGGGGGGCAGACAGCAGAGGAAGACGCCUCCAAGGAGAGCUGCUGCCAAACAACUGAUCGCUCAUCUGAAAGUAUUCGCCAAAUUCACAAACCCUCGCUCUCUCUACAUGCAGAGCAGUCUCAGUGAGCUCUAUAACCAGUUGCUCUGCCAUCAGGACCAGCAGAUUCAGCGAGUGGCACUGGAAUGUGUCCUCUCAUACAAAGAAGCCGGCGUCGUACCGUACAAGGAGAAUCUGGAGAAGCUUCUGGAUGACAAACACUUCAAAGAGGAGAUUGUUCAUUUCAACAUUACUGAUGAAUCAGGCGUGGUUGAUGCUUCACACAGAGCCAGACUCAUCCCACUGCUAAUGAGGAUCCUGUUCGGCCGUCUUCGCAGCAAAGCAGGCAGCAAGUUUCAGGGGAAAGCAUUCGCCACCUCUCGGUCCUCCAUCAUCCUGCGUUUCCUGGCUGGUUGCCAGGCGGAGGAGCUGGGGAUAUUCAUCGACCUGCUGCUGGAGCCCGUGCACCGUCACAGUGAAGGUUCCUGCCUGACAGCAGUAGAGAGAGCAAUAGCAGAAACAGACAUAUCAGCUGUUCUGCCACUGGGACGUCAACACAGCCUGCUGAACAUCAUCAACGUGGUCAUCCAGAAACUGGGACACCUUAUACACAUCUACCUGCCCAAGGUGCUGCAGAUCCUGCUGUGUGUUACCGCUUCUGUGUGCACCACCCUGGACCAACGAGACCAGCUGCGUGCAGGUUGCAUCAGCCCUCUGAAGAACCUGAGGCGACUCGGCAUCCUAAGAAUCCAAGACUUCUUCGACGACUUCGACUCCUACAGCUUCAGUCCAGAUGAGCUGGACGGUGUCUUCCAGGCUGUAGUGUGGCCUCAGGUGUGCCGACUCCCCACAGAGAGCCCUUACUCUCCCACCCCUCUGCUGAAACUCAUCCAUGUGUGGUGCAAAAAUGCCAGGUAUUUCCCCCUCUUGGCAAAGCAGAAACCAAACCAUCCAGAGUGUGAUAUCCUCCUCAACGUCUUCGCCCUCCUCUCGGCCAAGAAUGCUUCCCAAGUCACCAUCAACAUGGUGAUGGACAUAGCUGAGUCCCUCGCAACCACUGAGGACUUUGUUGCCUCAGAUGCUGAGACAGGGCUGAGUGUCAAUGACUGUGUGUUACCACAGCCUGAAGAGGGAUCGUUUGUCACUGCAGAUUCUUUGAGUCAGGGCUCCAGACUGCUGCUGCCUCACGUAUUCACCCUGCUGCAGUACCUCAGCGGAAUCGUACGUAACACUGACCGACUCAAAAAGAAAAAGUUCAGAGCUCAGGUGGCCAAAGAGCUCAACAUCCUCUCAAAGGUCAGCAGAUUUGUGAGUGACAGGCAACAGAGCUCAUUGCUAAUCAGCCUGUUGCUGCCAUACCUCCAAAAAGGCCACAACCCUCAAGAGACAGAAAUUGACAUCCUGGCCACAGUGCAGAAUCUGCUGCGACAGUGUGUGCAGCCCUCGGCGUUCCUGCGGCCACUCAGCAAACUUUUCUCCAUCAUCCACAACAAGCUGCCCCGGCAGGCCCUCACCAACGUCUUCCAGACGCUGUCAGAUCUGGAGCCGUCCCUCACUUACAUCACUGAUGUAGCAACAAAGCUUAAUGCGUUUGACAGUCGACACUUAGACGAGAUCUACUUUGACGUGCGUCUAACGGCUUUCCAAGAAGCUACAAGGAAAGUCAGAGACAUGACCACCCUGGACCUGGACUUCAUCAGCACUAUCAUACACAACUGCUUCCACACCUAUGAGAUUGGAGACAUGUCGCUAGCAGACAACGCCACCAUGUGUCUGUCUGCAGUGAUCACCCAGCUGGCAGCGGUCGGGCCUGGAGAGCAGAUCUACAGGGAUGUUGUGCAACACACCAUCCUGGAUGCUGUGCACAAGGGGCUACGCAGCAAGACAGAUAGUGUGCAGCAUGACUACACCACAGUGCUGGCCUGCCUGGUGAAGACUUUCCCCUCCAGGAAAGAGUUCAGAGACCUGGUGCAGCUCACCAACUACCAUGAUCUGGAGUCUGACUUCUUUGAGCACAUGAAGCACAUCCAGAUUCACCGUCGCGGUCGUGCCCUGAGGAAGUUGGCCAAGCAGCUAACAGAGGGCCAGAUCAUCAUGACGCCGCGCUCCCUCCAAAAUUACAUCAUGCCAUACGCCAUGACAGCUGUGAUGGAUGAAAAGAUGCUCAAGCAUGAGAAUAUGAUAUCAGCGUCGGUGGAGGUGGUGGGUGCCGUGUGUCGCAGGCUCACCUGGUCCAAAUACCUCUACUACCUGAAGCACUUUGUCCACAUCCUGCAGACGUCACAGGCGGAGCAAAAACUGACUGUGAGUUUGCUGGUCACAGUCCUGGAAGCUUUCCAUUUUGACCAUCAAACCCUGAGCAGAGAGAUGGAGGCUGCCAAGGCCAGAGAGGCUGUGAGUGCUGCUGAUGAGGCAGACGACGAGGACCAAGCCGCUGCAGAAGAAUCAGAUGCAAGUGAUGAUGAGGAGGCAAUGGAGGUGGACAGUGCAGCAGCUCCUUCUGACAUUCCAAUGGAAACAGAUGCCACUAACAGAGCAAAGGAUGUGGCCUCUAAGUCUGCACCCACCACAGGGACCAAAGGGACAGCAGCCCCUAAACCCUUCACAGUGCCCAGUGGUCUGCCGCAGAGCAAAGAGGAGCUGGAAACUCUGAUCAAAGCCAUCCACGAGACGGUCAAUAACAGUGUGCUGCCUCGCCUGCACAAAUGUCUCAAUGCAAAGAUAAAGCGUGACGAUGAGCACAAAGCGGUGAAGUCAAAGGAGGUGAAGGAUGAGGAGGUUGUGAGGAUACCGAUCGCCUUCGCCAUGGUCAAAGUGAUGCAGACUCUGCCUCCACACAUCAUGGAUGCCAACCUGCCUGGGAUCCUGAUUAAGGUGUGUGUAGUGCUAAGAAACCGUUUCCAGGAGGUCCGUGAUGUGGCAAGAGGAACUCUGGUGAAGAUCCUGGAGACUCUAGGCUGCAGGUACCUGCAGUACCUGCUCAAAGAGAUGCAGGGGCUCCUGGUCAAGGGUUACCAGGUCCAUGUGCUCACGUUCACCGUGUACCAGCUACUGUCAGUCCUUGCUCCAACCCUGAAGAGUGGCGACCUCGACCCAUGCAUGAACAUGCUCAUUGACAUAUUCAACAAUGAGCUGUUCGGGGCUGUUGCUGAGGAGAAGGAGGUGAAGGGGAUCGUCUCCAAGCUGAUGGAGGCUCGACACAGCAAGAGCAUGGACUCAUACGAGUUUCUGGCAAAGUUUUGCAGCAAGGAGAGCAUCACUAAGUUGAUACUGCCAAUGAAAGAGAUUCUGGAGACCACAUCCAGUCUAAAAGUGUGUAACCGGGUGGGUGCUGUGUUACGCCGACUGGUCUUGGGUCUGCUUGACAACGAGGGCAUGACUUCCCAGAAUAUCUUAAUGCUGUGCCACGGCCUCGUCAGCGAGAGUCUGCCUCUGCUCACCAAGAGAGACAGAGAGAAGUCCUCAGUGAAGCCUCCGCCGGACCCAAGACUGCCUCCUCCGAGCUGCCUGCUCCUGCCUCCCACUCCAAAGAGAGGGGGUCAGAGAGCCCUCGUGAGCAGCCGGACCAACAUGCACAUCCUGGUUGAUACUGGCCUCAAGCUGCUCCAUCUGAGUCUGAAGAAAUCCAAAGUGACGUCUUCUGAGGCCUCCGCUCUAGAGAUGCUUGAUCCUUUCGUACUGUUGCUGCUCGAGUGCCUCAACUCCAUGCAUGUCAAGGUGAUCACAGAGGCUCUGGUGGCGUUCACUUGGCUGUUGAAGUUCCCUCUGCCGGCCAUAAAAGACAACUCCGACCAGCUGACCAAGGCGCUCUUUGUCCUGCUGAAGGAUUACUCCAAGGCAGGAGCUGCCCGUGGAGAGAACUACCACCUGGUUCAGAACUGUUUCAAGGCCAUCACCAUACUGGUGAAGAAUGUCAAAAGCAGCAAAGUCUCAGAGACACAGCUUCAAGUGCUGCUGGGAUAUGCAGAGGAGGACAUCUAUGACCAGUCCCGCCAGGCCACCGCCUUUGGUCUGCUGAAGGCGAUUCUGUCAAGGAAACUCGUUGUUCCAGAGAUGGAGGAGGUUUUAAAAAAAGUGGCAAAGCUGUCCGUCACCGGCAGCAACGCUAUGAUCCGAAUCCACUGUCGACAGAUCUAUCUGAAGUACCUCCUGGACUACCCACUUGGAAAAAAGCUGAGGGGGCAUCUUGAUUUUGUGGUGGCCCAGCUGCACUACGAACACGAUACAGGCAGGGAGUCGGUGCUGGAGAUGCUGGCCUACAUCUUCCAGACUUUCCCGCAGGCGUUGCUGCUGCAGCACAGCGGCUUGUUCUUCGCUCCGUUGGCACUGGUGGUAGUCAACGAUGAUUCCGCUCGCUGUAAGAAAAUGGCUGCAAUGGCCAUCAAAGCCCUGCUGGCCAAGCUGGACUUGAACCACCAGAACACGCUGUACUCCCUCGUCAACACCUGGCUUAAUGCAGAAAAGGCCAGCCUGCGUCGCCUCGGGGCUCAGAUUUGCGGUCUCUUCGUGGAAGUGGAGGAGGAGAAGUUCGCCAGACGCCUUGAUGACCUCCUGCCCCUCCUGGAGAAAGAGAUAAACCCUGACAACUUUGAAGACAUCGAGGAGGAGCAGGAGGAGAAAGGAGCAGACAGGCUGUUGUUCAGUUUCCUGACUCUGAUAUCUAAGCUGAGCAAGCACUGCGGCCUGCUGGAGCUCACCAAGCCUCGUGAUAUAUUACAUCAUACCUGGGGUUACAUCGAAGCCCAUCUGCGGUACCCUCACUGCUGGGUGUGGCUCACCGCCUCGCAGCUCUUUGGUCAGCUGUUUGCGUCCCAUCAGGCCGAGCAGCUGGUCUCUGUUUGGAGAGGAGAGGCAGUGGAUGCUUCACCUCAGCCGGCGGUCACAGCCUUCAUCACCAGCGGCCUGGACAAGAAGAUGAGAGAGUUGGCGUUAUCUUUCUGCCAUCAGCUUCAGUCCAAGUUCCUUGACACAGCAUCUGGAGAGCAGGUCAUAAAGAACCUGCUGUUUGUCGGCAAGGUGAUCUAUCUCAUCUCCCCCGAGUCUGACAUCGCUCUACCUGAGGAAGUCAUGAAAGAAGAAGAGGAAGAGCAGAAAGAGAACGGCAAUGAAGAGGAUAAUGAUGGAGAGGAGGCGGUGGAAGAUGAGGAAAAGAAAGAAGAAGACGAGGAGGAGGAGGAGGAGGAUGAUAAGGAUGAUAAGCCUCCCUCACUGCUGUGGUUGAUGAAGAAGCUGUCACUCAUGGCCAAGAGAGAAGCGGCGUACACUCCCAAAAUUCCCCUCAAGAGAACCUGCGUGUUUAAGUUCCUGGGAGCCAUGGCCAUGGACCUGGGGAAGGAACGGCUCGGCCCUUAUCUGACUACAAUCAUUACUCCUCUGUACAGGGAGCUGGACAGCACCUACGCAGACCAAGAUCCCACUCUGAAGAACUUGGCACAGGAGUUGAUAGAGCUCAUGAAGAAGCAAGUAGGGUUGGAGAAAUUCUCACUGGCCUUCUCUGCUGUCCAAAAGGAGUUUUCACUGAGGCGAGCUGCACGCAAACGCCACAGAGCCAUGCAGGCGGUAGCUAAUCCAGAAAUUGCAGCUAAGAAGAAACUGAAGAAGCACAAGAACAAAAUUGAAGCCAAGAAGAGAAAGAUCGAGUUCCUCCGGCCCGGAUAUAAAGCCAAGAAGCAACGGAGCCAUGCGCUCAAGGACCUGGCCAUGGUGAAGUGAGCCAUGUAGGUGGCUAACUAAGGAUGCUAGCAGGAACGAGGGGGUCCCAGUUUACUUACUGAUGGACUCAACUAGGAUGAACAAUGCUUUACCGCUCUGAUUAUUUUGUCUCUACAGAGCAAAGACAUCAACUACCCCCCCCUUUUGGUUUCCAAAUCAUGAGUUCGUCUCACAUUCAAACAAUGAUGAUAACUUAUACAUCUCUACUGAAAGGGAUCCUACUUCCAUGUGUGUGACAGGAAGAAUGGGAAAUGUACCAGCUGUUAGGCCUUUAAGUAUAAGUAAGUUCACUUAUACUACAGAUUAAAGCUGAACUGUUUUACUUCCUGCUUAGAUGAGUUGUCCUCAUAUUUAUACCCUGUGCAGUUGAAUGUACAUUUUAUUUGUAAUACAAAAGAUAAAACAUUUUAACUAA